This is a messenger RNA of Darwinula stevensoni, 1284 nucleotides long. NCBI's taxonomy places the organism in Eukaryota, Metazoa, Arthropoda, Ostracoda, Podocopida, Darwinulidae. The record is from the annotation of a GenBank genome assembly.
GCUUGGCCUUUGAUUGGUGCGAUUACGCAUACGCAUUCAACCUAUGCGUCGAGUUGGGCGCAAAGUGGUCGUGAUAUUCCGAUUUUUGGUACGACACACGCCGAUCAUAAUACGGUUGACAUUCCCUGCACGGCUCCGAUGAGUGAUGACAUGAUUGCGGGUGACUACGAAUACGAAACGGGACAACAAAUAUUGCAUUGCUUUGCGCAGCGUAAUUUAUCGUAUGAAACCGUGGAAAUGGUCCUGAUUGGAAGUCACGCACCCUUCACAUGGGGUAAGACGGCUGAUCAAGCCGUGUACAAUAGUGCGGUUCUUGAACAAAUUGCUCAAAUGGCUUGGUUAACCGAGCAAAUUAACCCAAAAGCCCCUCGACUCAAAGAUGCGUUAAUUCAGAAGCAUUUUGAGCGUAAGCAUGUAUGGUUCGUAACGGGUAGUCAGCACUUAUAUGGUGCAGCAGUAUUAGAUCAAGUGGCUCAAAAUGCCCAAGCCAUUACUAACUAUCUCAAUGACCAAGCCAGCAUCCCUGUGCAAAUUGUUUUUAAGCCCGUUGUGAAAACCAUGGAAGAAAUUACCGCUUUGUGCAAAGCGGCAAACAACGAUGAAAACUGUGUGGGUUUGGUGACGUGGAUGCACACUUUUUCCCCUGCUAAGAUGUGGAUUAAUGGUUUAAAACAGCUCCGAAAACCCACUUUGCAUCUCCAUACCCAAUUCAACCGCGACAUUCCGUGGGCUGAAAUUGAUAUGAAUUUUAUGAAUCUCAAUCAAAGUGCUCAUGGUGACCGUGAAUAUGGUUACAUCGUGACACGCUUAGGUUUAAAUCGUAAAGUGGUGGUGGGAUAUUGGCAAGACCCCAGCAUUCUAGAAGACCUCAAUGACUGGUCUCGUGCUGCUUGUGCUUGGCAUGAUUGGCAAGGGGCGCGGUUUAUCCGCUUUGGAGACAAUAUGCGUAAUGUGGCGGUCACCGAAGGGGAUAAAGUCGAGGCGGAAAUUCAAUUUGGUUAUACGGUUAAUACCUUUGCUGUCGGUGAUUUGGUGAAGGUGAUUGAUCAAAUCAGUGACCAAGCCGUUGAUCGAUUGUUGCAAGAGUAUGCUCAGCAAUAUGAGUUAGCGAGCCAAUUAACCGACUCCGGUGAUGCGCGUGGUGCUUUGCGGGCAGCAGCUCGGAUUGAGCUAGGCAUGGAGGCAUUUUUACAGCAAGAAAAUGCGAAAGGGUUUACCAACACCUUUGAAGAUCUACAUGGUAUGGCGCAAUUGCCAGGGAUUGCAAGCCAACGUCUAAUGGCA